AUGACAUACAGAUGAAUUUCUGUAACAGUGUGAGUAAAGCAAAACUCUUGACAAAGUUGUGUGAGGAAUCUGAGAGACUCUUUAAAAAUGAAAAUGAUGAGCUGCGUUAUAAACGAGAGUGGCUUCAAAUCAACCUCAGCACUCUGAUGAGACACAUGAGAAAUGAAAACAGGACAGAUGACAAAGUGGAGACACGGCUGUGCAGUUGAACAUCACUCUAACGGUUCAGUCAUAUUUCUUCAAGGCACUGAUGAAUAUGCCUAUGAUGGAGAGAACUUGACCUUUAACCUCUCUAUGCACUGGAAACCUUUAGUCCUUGAGCACAACAUCAUCUGGAACAGAGAAUCAGUUUCCAGCCUGGAGAAGAAAUGUGUGGAAAUGCUAACCAGCUUCACUAACCUUCAACGAGAGGAUGAGAUCAAGACAUGUAAAAUGGAUAUCAUGAAUAGCAGCCUACAGUGGGUGUGGGUGGGUGUGUGUGUCAUUGUAUUGUUAGGUUUUUUGAUUGGUAUUCCCAUCAUUGGUCUCUCAUCUCAUCGACUGAUAAAAUAUUUUAAACAUCCAGAAAAGCAGAAAACACUGAAGACACCAUCACAAGAGAAACUGUUGACCCUUUAUAAAACACAGAUGGAGCCAGAACUGUUGAAGGAAAUAAGACCAGAAACACGUGCAGGUUUGGCUGUUGCUUUAAAUGCUGCUUCAGAUGAUGAAAACCCUGCAGAUGACAGUCUGGAGAAGGUUCAGACUGAGGAGCUUCAUGAAACUCAAAGUCUUUGUGAGGCUAAAGAGACUCCAUCAGCAGCUCCUACAGCAGCUCGAGGGGCAAUGGGCUCUAAAAACAUCUCUCUGCCUAAUUUUGCCAUGGAGAGAGAAGACACAGAUCAGAACUAUUUUACCCAGAAUGCUCUGCGGUUAGCACUAAUACAACAUUGCAUAUUCAGGAACAUUUCAAUGCCACACCUUGCUCUAGAAAGAAAGGACACCAGUGACUCCAGUUAGAUCAGUUGAUUUUCUUAUGGAAUUUAUAUGCUGAAUUAGAUGUUACUUCCGUCAUCAAUGCCAAAAGUACAGGGACUUCUAAAUGUCAUAUGUGGUUGAUAUUUCCUUACUUAUUAGUCAUUAGUCAUUCUCUAACAACUCUUUUAAUUUUAAGAUAAAAUAUCGCAAUUGUACUGCUAUCAUUAAGUAGUUAUUGCAUUUUUAGUUGCAUAAGAGACUUUGAGGAAACUAAAUGUAUUCAGAAUCCUUUGUUACUUUAAUGUUGAUAUAUUCAAUAUAUUUUCAGUUUUAAAAUUAAAUUUUAGAGUGGUGAUUUCCAGGCUAGAAUAAGUCAUGGAAACAUAACUAUGGCAUUUUAUAUUGACAUAAGGAAUACUUUUAUAGUUAUGCUAAGUUCUAAAAUACUUUAUCGACAUAUUGCACUCUUUUGUACUUUUCUGUUUUGUACUCUUUGUAUUUUAAGUCUAAAAAAUUGUGUCUGUUUGUCUUAUGUGUUGUUCUGAAUGCAAGUAAAAGCUAAAAAAAAUAAA
Molecule: messenger RNA, 1529 nt
Organism: Onychostoma macrolepis
Lineage: Eukaryota; Metazoa; Chordata; Actinopteri; Cypriniformes; Cyprinidae
Exons: 11
Coding region: 163-999 (278 amino acids)
Source: RefSeq, a predicted model, not a curated record